AGUGCACCGUUAAUCUAUUACUAGAACAACAGUCUUACUUCAAAAUGUUCGUGGAACAGAAAAGCGUUAUAGAAAGUAGCAAUGAUCUAACAAAACAUUACGUACUGCGUAUAUUCUAUUAAGAAGGAUUCAAAUAGAACCAGCGAGUUUUCAGUAGAUUCGUUCCCCACAAAUGGACAGCGAUUUCGUGGUUGUUUUGUAUCGAUAUCGAUGUUUCGUUCCACCUGUCACUAGUGCGGGGGCCGGGCGGCAGGUGCGCACAGACGCGGCGGCGCGCCAGUCUCCCGCGGCACUCGCUUCGACCACACGUCGCGACACACCGCACUAUUAUCGACACGUGCGUGGCGCAACCCUAAUCUGUUGUUCUAUUUUUCAAACUGUGUUGUGUUACCUCUUUUCGGCCGGGAUUAAUCGACUUUUUAUAACAAUUAAACGAAGCAGUUCGGAUUUAGUGCAGUGUUACAGAUAUUAUGUGCAGUGACGCUACACUCUUCGACCUGAGGGACAGAAGGUGACAAUUGUUUUGUGAAUACAUGUUUGUGAGUUGUGUAUGAUGAUCGUUUGGCGAACGAAGAAUACUAGUCGUCGGAAAUACGGGGGCUGGUCCAAAAUGGCAUCAGAGUUCGCGUCACAUAUAAAAAAAUCGACAGUUUUAUGGCUCAUCUUAGCCUUAACGAAUACGAGAGCGAGAGCCGGCGAGCUCUGGCCGAUGGACCGACCGGACGGGAUGCCAGUCAUUCAAUCUCUCGAAGUGAUGUGCGGGAAAGACCACAUGGACGUGCACCUCACCUUCUCACACCCCUUCGAAGGCAUUGUCUCGUCGAAAGGUCAACACGGCGAUCCUCGGUGCGUGUACGUGCCUCCGUCAACGGGUCAAACGUACUUCUCGUUCAGAAUCGCCUAUGCAAAGUGCGGCACUAAACCAGAUCUCCACGGACAAUUCUACGAGAACACAGUAGUAGUGCAAUAUGAUAAGGACUUGUUGGAGGUGUGGGAUGAGGCGAAGAGGCUGAGGUGCGAGUGGUUCAAUGAUUAUGAGAAGACAGCGUCGAAGCCGCCGAUGGUCAUUGCCGAUUUGGAUGUAGUACAGUUGGAUUUCAGAGGAGACAACGUCGACUGCUGGAUGGAGAUCCAAGCUGGGAAGGGACCCUGGGCUGCACCAGUGUCCGGCAUCGUCCCAUUAGGAUCCACCCUGACUCUCGUCGUAGCCAUCAACGAUUAUCGAGGUGAAUUCGACAUGCGAGUAAAGUCUUGCGCGGCUUCCGAUGGCUCCGGGCAUGUGAUUCAGCUGUCAGAUGAAUAUGGAUGCGUGCUGCGACCUAAGAUGAUAUCGAGAUUCCUCAAAGCCAAAGCAGUGGACGAGCGAGCGACAGUCAUUACCUACGCCUUCUUCCAUGCCUUCAAGUUCCCCGACGCCCUUAGCGUCCACAUCAGAUGCAAAGUCGAGAUCUGCAGGCACGGCUGUUUGGACCACUGUCAGUUAGCCGGCGUCACCCCGCAAAGACACGGAGCAUUAGACAGGAAAGACGAUAGGACCCAUCAAGAUCACAACGAUAUAAAUGACUCAUCAGCUGAAGACGGCGGUCUAUCAGAUCUAGAUGAAGCUCGUCUUCCACUUGAAGAAGCGUUUGGUGAUGAGGUAUCUGGUGACGUGGUCCUGGCUCCCGCUCCGCUACCACAGGUAGCUCCAGCGCCGGUCGUUGAACCUGAAACAGAUCAUGACCACAGGUCUGCAGUUGAAGAAUUGGUUGAAGCUCUUGCUAGGCCUUUCACUGACCGCUCCACAAUGAUUGAUCGUGAACGUUUCCCUCACGGACCUCGUAACCUGGGUACCAACGUUAGGCCAGAACCUUCAGGCGAUGGAGUGGUCCCAGCUAGGGCUCCUGGACCCGCUGUAGCUGGACCCCGGUCUCUUCGCAAGCGGCGCGCAGUCCGCGACGCCAGGUCUGCCGAUGUUGGAGUAUCGGGAAUUUAUGACGUAGUUUCUGAAGCUGACUUGGCCUUUGGACCCUCAAGAACUGAACCAGUUACUGUUUUCAGUGGAAGGAUUCGUGAAGAGGUCGUGUACGGAAUAUGCAUGGGAGCCGUUAGUUUUGGUGCCCUAUUCGCUUCUGCAGCUGGUGCAGCCGCCAGUGCAGCGUUAGCAGCUGCAGUCAUGCUGCAGAAACUGCGUUCACGAAUGGCAGUACAACCGCCGCCUGUAGUAACCCCCGCACCGGCUUCACACUCCCUCGCCGCGUGGAUGGCUCUAAGACUCUUGGGAUCCCAACCACACCCACAUCACUCCCGCGAUGGUUGACCCAACCUAAAAAAUCCUACCGAAGACUGUUUUUAGAUGCUAAUUCAAUAUACGUCGAAACUGUU
Trichoplusia ni (cabbage looper) is the source of this 2364-nucleotide messenger RNA. RefSeq lists its product as uncharacterized. The record is from RefSeq and is a predicted model, not a curated record. Bases 551 to 2299 code for a protein of 582 amino acids. NCBI's taxonomy places the organism in Eukaryota, Metazoa, Arthropoda, Insecta, Lepidoptera, Noctuidae. The transcript has 12 exons.